Molecule: messenger RNA, 2836 nt
Organism: Clupea harengus (Atlantic herring)
Lineage: Eukaryota; Metazoa; Chordata; Actinopteri; Clupeiformes; Clupeidae
Gene: stip1
Product: stress-induced phosphoprotein 1
Molecular function (GO): Hsp90 protein binding
Source: RefSeq, a predicted model, not a curated record
CACUUAUCCUGCAGAAAGUUGCCUCACUUCCCAAAGCCGACAUUUUUUGGAGGAAAUAUAACGUAUCUGGCAACCUGUUUCGUCAGUGCAGAGGCGGAGCUCACCCGCUGUCGUUUCACAGUAGUUUCUGGAACCUCAUGGUCGCACCAUGGAGAAAGUGGCACAGCUGAAAGAUGAGGGUAACAAGGCACUUAGCGCCGGGAACAUUGGUGAAGCCGUGCGCUGCUACACCGAGGCGCUGGCCCUGGACUCCAAUAACCACGUACUCUACAGUAACCGCUCGGCCGCAUACGCCAAGAAGGGAGACUACGAAAAUGCCUUGAAGGACGCAAGUCAGACUAUCAAGAUUAAGCCUGACUGGGGCAAGGGGUACUCACGGAAAGCUGCGGCGCUCGAGUUCCUUGGGAAAUUUGAGGAUGCUAAAACAACGUAUCAGGAAGGCAUUCGUCAGGAGCCAGGCAACCAGCAGCUGAAGGAAGGACUCCAGAAUAUUGAGGCUCGCCUGGCAGAAAAGAAGAUGAUGAACCCCUUUGCCAUGCCUAAUCUGUAUGAGAAGUUGGAGGGCGACACCCGCACCCGCGCCCUGCUCUCUGACCCCAGCUACAAGGAGCUGCUGGAGCAGCUCAGGAACAAGCCCUCGGAGCUCGGCACGCGGUUGCAAGAUCCGAGGGUAAUGACCACGCUGUCUGUGCUGCUGGGCCUGGACCUGGCUGGCAUGGAGGAAGAUGACGAGCCCACCCCGCCGCCGCCGGCCCCCAAGCCCAAAGAGACCCAGCCUCCCCCACCCAAAGAGGAAGACCUGCCGGAGAACAAGAGACUGGCAUUGAAGGCAAAAGAGCUCGGCAAUGAUGCCUAUAAAAAGAAAGACUUUGAAGCAGCACUGAAACACUAUGAAGAGGCCAUGAAUCACGACCCUACUAAUAUGACUUACUUGUCCAAUCAAGCAGCCGUAUACUUUGAGAAGGGUCAGUAUGACAAGUGCAGGGAACUGUGUGAGAAAGCUAUUGAUGUUGGCCGAGAGAAUCGCGAGGACUACAGACAGGUUGCCAAAGCCUAUGCUAGGAUUGGAAACUCCUACUUCAAGCAGAACCAGUACAAAGAAGCCAUUCAGUUCUUCCACAAAAGCCUCGCGGAGCACCGCGUUCCGGAGGUGCUGAAGAGGUGUCAGCAGGCAGAGAAGAUACUGAAGGACCAGGAGAAGAUUGCCUACAUUAAUCCUGAUCUGGCCCUGGAGGAGAAGAGCAAGGGCAACGAGGCCUUCCAGAAAGGUGAUUACCCGGCGGCUAUGAAACAUUACUCCGAGGCCAUCAAGAGGAACCCAGAGGAUGCCAAGCUCUUCAGCAACAGAGCUGCAUGCUACACCAAACUGGCCGAGUUCCAGCUGGCCCUCAAGGACUGUGAAGACUGCAUCAAACUUGACCCCGACUUCAUAAAGGGAUACACACGCAAGGCUGGUUGUCUUGAGGCCAUGAAAGAUUUCACCAAAGCCACGGACGCCUACCAGAAAGCUCUCGAGCUCGACUCCACUUCUAAGGAAGCCUCAGAGGGUAUCCAGCGCUGCAUUAUGAAUCAGGCCACGAGGAACGACAGCCCGGAGGACGUGAAGCGGAGGGCCAUGGCCGACCCCGAGGUGCAGCAGAUCAUGACAGACCCGGCCAUGCGUAUGAUCCUGGAGCAGAUGCAGAAGGACCCGCAGGCCCUCAGCGAUCACCUGAAGAACCCGGUCAUUGCCGGGAAGAUCCAGAAACUAAUCGAUGUCGGACUCAUAGCCAUCCGGUGAUCACCGGGACUUCGGGGAAGCAAGGGCAGUGGUCCAUUGGAGAAAACGGAUUGAAGAGACGGAAGAAUAUGCCAUUCCCUCUGGACAAGGACAGAUCAUCUCUCCAUCACUAUUCGCUCGCCGCCGCCACCGCCGCCUCACUCGCCACCCUAGUUACUUACGCAGGCACCCCCCCCUCCCCUCCCAAACUCUCCUCUGUCAGUGUUGAUUUCAUCUUCAGAAUUCGGCCUUAAAUCAGAUUGAGAAACAUUGCAUUUUAUCUGAAGUGUUGAUCUCAUAGCACUCCUGACUCUGUGGUCUUGCGCACUGUCUCUCGCUCUCUCUCUCUCUCUCUCUCUCUACACCUGCUUAUUGCAUGGCUGUAGGCCAUUGGGAGGUUGAAAGUGUUGCGAGAAAGUACUUGAUUUGAUGGUGUAUUUCAGCCCUUCAGAUAUUUAUGUCUCUUUGCAUUCUUGUCUCUAAACAUUUUGUUUUCCUUUUUUUACAUUAUGAAAUUGUCACUUUUUAACCAGAGGAAGUGAGAAUGGAUUUUUUUUUUUCUUUUUCUUUUCUCUGUUGUGUUCCCAAUGGCCAAUGUUAGUCACAGACAGAUAAAGAACUCAGCCGGGUGUACCAAUGUAACGUUAGCUCUUUGAAGUUAGGCUUAUUGAAUCCCUCCUCCCCCCCCCCCCUCAAUACACUUUGUAUCAGUGCAGGACGCAAAGCUUAUCUACUUCGGUUGGUGCAUAGUGAACUUGAUUUAGGUAACAUAACAUCUGCUUCAUGCAGUUCAGGGACACCUCUGUCUAAAUUAUAAAGGCACAUGGAAUGGACAGGUGGGUGGGGGGGGGGACGCCAGUGUGCUCAAACAAUUACCACGUGGCACUGAAUUUUUUGGGAGGGCUGGUAUUGCAGAAGCAGGUGGCUCAUUGACAUAGAAGCAAGUUCUUAUCACUUGACACAAUAUCAAAAAGUGGUGCUCACGUGUUAAAUGCCCUUGUAAAAAUGACUCCCCUCAUGUGUAAUGUUAUAUCACGAUCCUGUCAUGAAAAUACAUAUGAAUGUAUUUCAAUUGUU